Molecule: messenger RNA, 1188 nt
Organism: Vicia faba (fava bean)
Lineage: Eukaryota; Viridiplantae; Streptophyta; Magnoliopsida; Fabales; Fabaceae
Source: the annotation of a GenBank genome assembly
AUGAACACAAAUUUUUUGUUUGUGUUUUGCUUACUAGUUUGUAUUGCAGAAGCAAAAGUUGAAUACAAACUUUUCAAUGUGAUGAAUUAUGGUGCACGUGCUGAUGAUAGAACUGAUAAUAGUGUGGCUUUUUUGAAAGCAUGGAAUGAUGCAUGUAAAUGGAGAGGAAAAUCAACAAUUUUGAUUCCAAAAGGAUCAUAUAUGCUUCAUGAAGUUAUAUUUAGUGGUCCAUGCAAUGCUUGGAUGAACUUUCAAAUUGAAGGAACCUUGAAAGCUCCAAGUGAUAUAUAUUUGUUUAGGACUGAUAGUUGGAUAAGUUUUAGAUAUGUAAACAAGUUGAAUGUUGGUGGAGGUGGCACAUUGGAUGGUCAAGGAGCUUUUGCUUGGGCGAAAAAUGAUUGUCAAACGAAUCGAAAUUGUCGAACACUUCCGACCACAAUGACAUUUCAAUUCAUCACGAAUGGUUAUAUCCAUCACAUGCGUUCGAUUAAUACCAAACAAAAUCAUUUUGUAUUGUUUGGAUGUAAGAACAUGGUGAUGACAAGAUUGAAAUUAAUGGCUCCUACCGAUAGCCCCAACACGGACGGUAUCAAAAUCGCGAUGUCGACAGGAGUAACGAUCUCGAGCGUGAACAUUGGAACGGGAGAUGAUUGCAUUGCUAUGCUCUACGGUACUAAAGGGGUUCGGAUUUCGGAUGUUUAUUGUGGACCUGGUCAUGGAAUUAGUAUCGGAAGUCUUGGAAAGAAUAACGGCGAAGACGAUGUUGAUGAUAUAGUUGUGAAAAAUUGUACAUUUAGUGGUACAGAUAAUGGUGUUAGAAUCAAAACAUGGACGGCUGUUUUGCAGAAAAUUAUGCAUGUUUCUAACAUUCAUUAUGAAGAUAUUGUGAUGGAGAAUGUGCGAAAUCCUAUUAUCAUUGAUCAAAAUUAUUGUCCAAGUCAUCCAUGCAAUCCAAAGGGAGGGGUUUCAAGUGUUCAAAUAAGCAAUGUGAGUUACAAAUUUAUUAGAGGAAGUGCAAAUUCAGAUGUUGCAGCAACUUUGCAGUGCAGUCCAAAUAAACCAUGCCAAAACAUUACAAUGGAUACUAUUAAUUUGUGGCCUAGUGGUAAGGGUAGUAAACUAAACAAUGAGUGUUUAAAUGUUAAAGGUGCUUCCCAUGGCAUACAGGUCCCCCGGGCUUGCAUAUAG